Messenger RNA from Penicillium antarcticum, 174 nucleotides. Its product is annotated as dolichyl-diphosphooligosaccharide--protein glycosyltransferase subunit 4. Lineage: Eukaryota; Fungi; Ascomycota; Eurotiomycetes; Eurotiales; Aspergillaceae. Gene Ontology annotation, cellular component: oligosaccharyltransferase complex. Bases 1 to 174 code for a protein of 57 amino acids. The record is from RefSeq and is a predicted model, not a curated record. The transcript has a single exon.
AUGAUCUCCGACGACGACCUUUACCGCCUCGCCAUCUUCCUUGGCUCCUGCGCCAUGAUGAUGAUCGUUCUAUACCACUUCCUCGACGUCAAUGCCACCGAGGACGAGCCUACCGAUGCCGUGAACCAGAAGACUGAGAACUCUGCGCCGCUGGCGUCCGCAGACACUGCAUGA